Eupeodes corollae is the source of this 3732-nucleotide messenger RNA. It is a transcript of the gene Cdk4, whose product is annotated as cyclin-dependent kinase 6. Gene Ontology annotation, cellular component: cytoplasm; cyclin-dependent protein kinase holoenzyme complex; nucleus. Gene Ontology annotation, biological process: protein phosphorylation; G1/S transition of mitotic cell cycle; regulation of G2/M transition of mitotic cell cycle. NCBI's taxonomy places the organism in Eukaryota, Metazoa, Arthropoda, Insecta, Diptera, Syrphidae. The record is from RefSeq and is a predicted model, not a curated record. Gene Ontology annotation, molecular function: cyclin binding; ATP binding; cyclin-dependent protein serine/threonine kinase activity. Bases 1818 to 2753 code for a protein of 311 amino acids. The transcript is spliced from 6 exons.
UGAGGAGUGCUGAAUUAAAAAAUUUUGUUGAGUGGAAAAAAGAUCCAACCUGCAUGUUGUGUUCUGUAGAUAAUAGAGCUGCGAGUCCGAAUAAUUUCAUUAAAAUUUCCAAUUCCUAAAAACGAUUUUCUCCAAAUUAUAUUUGCACACACCGAGUUAUAUCAAAAAAACAAAUCUCCAUUAAACAAAUCCGUUAAUCAAAAGUAAAUAAGAGUACCUAAAACCCGGUUCAAGAUAGGAAAGAAAACGAUUACGAUUAUAUUAUACCUAGCAGCGCAAAAUAUUUAAUAAAAAGUGUACCUACAAACCUACCUAAUACCUAUGUGAAAACGUGUUAAGACCAAAUUACCCAAAAAACCAACCGAAUAAAGAAGCAAAAAGCAAAUAAAGAAGUAUUUCUUUUUUGUAUUUAUAUAUUUUCUGUGCAAUAUUUUUUGUUAAAAUAUUUUGUUUUAUUUAAUUUAAAAUAGCAACAACGAUACGGCAAAAUCACAAGUGCUUCGCCAUCUCUCGCAAUUAAUAUUCAUUCCUAUAUUACAUAUAUGUACGUACCUAUGUACAUCACAUAUGAGUAUAUACGCUUUAUAUACACGCGUAAAUAGAAGGUAUAUAUAAUAGUAUAUGGACGACGACGACGAUAGCGACGAGCGACGUCCCUCAUAUGAUUAGUCUCUUGCUAUUGUCAAAAAAUUGUUCGUUGGUUUUUUUUUUGUUUUUGUUGUGUUGUGUUGUGAAAGAAAGUGACGCUGACGCUCCGCACCGCACAGAUCGGUUUUUGGUUUUUUGAUUUUGCUUAUGCUUCUACUGGUGUCUGCUACUACUGCUACUGCUGAACGCUUCGUCUGUCUAACUACCGGUCUACGACGACGUCUGUUGCUGUUCGGUUCGGUUCGGUACGGUUUUGGUAGAGUCCGUAAUCCCGUCGUCGUCCGUUGUCGUUAUAUCCGAUUUUUAUUUUCGCUGCUCAGAGCUCAAUUCUGUACAGUGUACACUUCCGGGAAAGUUUUCUCUCUUCCAUGAUUGAUUGUGCAUUUUUAUUUGUUUGUUCUUUUGCUUAAAUUUCUUCUAUAUUCCUUGUGUAUGGUAUUCGGUUUACGGUGUACAGUGAACGGUGUACCUACCUCUCGACAUCGUGAGAUCUCGAUUUGAUUUUGAUCUCGAUCCGAAUUCUUAAUCUGAACGAUUGAAUAACUGCAAAUGAUCUUUGCCGACAAAAAGUCAAGAUUCGUUUGUGAGCUUGUGCCUUUCGACGCUGGGUUUUUGUUGAAUUUAAGUGUUUUUUUCUUUGCUCUCUCAUUGCCGUCGUUUUAUCGCUCGUUGUCGUUUUUAUUUUAAUUCUAUUUUGUGAAAUUUUCAUCAAUCGCCCAGUCGGCGACGCGACGCACCGUAUCUAUUGUUCGCUUGCCAAUAAUCACUUACUGUGUCAUUUUUGUCUCAAAAAUUUAAUAUUUCGUGAAUAAAAUAGUUGUUGGCUGUGUGCUUGUGUUUGGUGCUUGGUGCUCAGUGCUUAGUGCUACCGCUCCCGCAGCCGCUGUUUCUGUUUCUGUUAGAUCUAAGAUCUAAUUCCACAAAAUCCAAAUCCAAAAGUUCAUCCCACAAAAAUAAUAUAUUAUUGGCUAGCCGAUGUUUAUUGUUGUUGUUGCUUGUUUGGUGUGCAUAGUGUGAUCGAUCUUCGGUGAGAUUGAGGCGUCUUGAGGGUGGAGGAAGCGAGUGCGUCCGUGCGUCGUCGUGUGUAGCCUAAGCUAAUCAACAGAAAAAGAAGCAGCUGGGUGGCCCGUGGCCAGCGGUGUGUGUUUUACGGUUUUUCUAUAAGAAAAAUGUCAUCAUCAAAUCAAAUUUCACCAGCUCUGCAAAUGAGGGCCUUGUCAAAUUAUGAGGAGUUAAAUAUUAUAGGAACAGGUGCUUACGGGACAGUCUACAGAGCCCGUGAUCGUAAUAACCCCGGAAACAUUGUUGCCCUAAAGAAGGUCCGUGUAGCUCUAACAGAAGACGGGGUGCCAUCGUCAACGGUGCGAGAGAUCGCCUUACUCAAACAAUUGGACUCAUCAAAACAUCCCAAUGUCGUUAAACUCCUAGAGGUAUGUCAGUUACUAGAAAGAGGUGGACAACUCGUCCUUUUCCUAGUAUUCGAGCAUUUGGAACAAGAUCUAUCCGAUUUGAUAGAACGUUUACCAAAAUCUGGAAUGCCACCUAUAACAAUUCAACGUUUAUCACGUGAACUACUAACAGGCGUGGAUUUUCUACACUCACACAGAAUAAUCCAUCGUGAUCUGAAACCACAAAAUUUACUAAUCUCAUCACAAGGCCACUUAAAAAUUGCCGACUUUGGUUUAGCCAAAUCAUAUGAUUUCGAAAUGAAAUUAACAUCCGUUGUUGUAACUUUAUGGUAUCGUGCCCCAGAAGUACUUUUAGGGCAAUCAUAUAAUAGUACAGUAGAUAUUUGGAGUGCAGCUUGUAUUAUAGCUGAGAUGUUCACAAGAAAACCACUUUUCCCAGGGACAUCAGAGGGCAAUCAAUUAGAACAAAUAUUCGAAUUAACGGGAAGACCUAGUGCUCAACAGUGGCCCAGAGAAAUUUCUUUAUCUCGGGACAACUUUUUACCCAAACCUCCUAAACAACCUAGUGACCUUUGUCCUACUAUCUGUGAAUAUUCAAACGACCUGUUAAGUAAAAUGUUAUGCUUUGAUCACAAAAGUCGUCCAUCUGCCCUUGAAUGUCUCGAUCAUGAAUACUUUCAUCAAGAACCGCUCUAACAAGCUUUCUACAACUAAGUUUAAGUAAAUUGUUCUUAGAGGAAAGUUAUAUUUAUGUUUUGUUAAUGUUAAUUCCUUGUUUAUAGUUACUUAUUAUUUAUUAGGCUUAGUUUGAAAUAAUAUAAUUUUUUGGAACUUAUUUUUUUCUUUUGUGAGUGUGAACCGAAAAGCAGAGAGAAAAAUUGAAGAAUACAAAAUUACCUAUGUUUAAGUUAAAAACUAUCUAAAAUGUUGUGAUAUAAAUUAUACAAACAUAUACCUACCUACCUAUUUACCUACCUACAUACCAUGUAUUGUAAUAGACCAGAAUUAACCAACAAAUCCCCCCCUUUAAAAUGCUAACAAUAGAAACAACUGACAUAGCCUUAAGUUCUGAAAACCAUACAUUUAAUUACCGCCAGACUGAUAUACAAAAUAGAAACAAAAAAUUAAUAAAAUAGCCCAUAUAUUUAGGAUAAUACAUUUUUCUUUUUUUUCGUAACACGUGUGUUCAAUUUUCGUAAUAAUAAUAAUAAUUAUACAAUCAAACUGCUAUUCUCUCGUUCACUUAAAUUAAAUUUAAAAUAAUUAAUAUGUAUUUAAGUUAUAAUGUAAUAAUAUUAUUUUUGUUUGUAUUAAAUAUUAAUUUCAUGUAAUUAAUUAUUAAUUCAGUAAACUUAUAUCAAUAUGCAUUUUUUUCUUAAAUAAUUAUUUUCAAUGUUUAAUUAAAAAUUCUCGUACAAGUUUAGUGAGAAUAAUAAUUCUAUAAGUUACUUAAAAAUGAUUAAAGUAAGUAAAUGUUAAUUGGUAAUUAUAACAGAAAUAAAUAAGAAUUAAUUGCUUGUAGCUUAUCAUCCAAAAAAAAACGAAUGAAUAGAAAAACAGAAGCAAUUCUUAGCAUUACACAAAAAAGUGAUUUUUAUUUUCUUUUGAUUUUAUUUAAAUUAUUAAAUUUGCAGGAAAAUAUUUAAGAAUUGAUUUUCAAUGAAGUAAAAACAAA